AUGGCGCUUUCCUUCCAGGUCAUCUGCAUUGCGAGCGACGUAUUCUUUUUCAGGAAGAGGGUGAUUCUUUUGCCAACAGAUGAUGACAAUCAACUAUCGAGGCAGAAAUCCUCAUCUGACGGCAUAUCUCUGGUCAGUAAAGCAAAGCAACUUCUCGACAAACCGGACGUAAGCCGAGCCGUGGUUCCGCUACUAUCAACCUUCUUCGGUGUAAUAGUUACAUCUGCUAUAUUUGCGGGUACAAGCGACACAUACGGUGUCGCCCGCAAUACAUGUGAUACCAACCUGGACGCCGAUAUCAGUGGUGUCGGUGUACGGGUCUCCAUUUGGUUACAAAUCGGCAUGCUACUCGUCAUCAGUGUUUCCGGUCACUUGCACAAACGAGAGACUGGAAUAAAAGAAGUCGGAGGUGGCUUGAUCCUCACUCAUGUCGCCCUCAUAAUAGCACUCAUCGUGCAAAUGUACAAAGGGACCUUGACAUCCGUCGAUGCUGCGAUUGGCGCUGUUAUCUUGGAUGCUCAGAACGUCGCUUUACACAUCCCUGGCACUGCCAAACAAACUCUAGCUGCUCGAUGGCAAGUGCUUCUUCUUAUCCCAGCUCAAAUUAUGGGGCUAGUUUUCCUGCCGGUACUGGGCAUCAAGUUCAUCAAGGGAGAAUUCGCAUCGGAAGAUUGCAAAUGUCUCAACAUUUUCUGGUGGUCUAGAUUAAGCGACUGCGACGCUUUCUCUGGUAACGAGCUUUCUCUCUUCUGGAUCUACUACACGAUUCGCUGGAUCAUAUGGUUUCAGUCGUCCUUCCAUUCUAUGUACAACACCCAGCCGUUUCAUGAGUCUGAGAGGGACGGACGUGUCCCAAUCUUGAGGCGCGACGGGACAAAACCAGACAAGGAUGAAGAGAUCAUAGCGCUUGAAUGGGAGGUACCAGAACGACGAGUCAAGAAGGCUACUUUCCAGGCUGGCCUUGUGUACAAACAGUACUCUGCAACAAUAUCAGUAUCGUAUACGGUAUGUGCGCUAUACUCGCUCACGUCCAUGGUAGUCGCCGAGAUCACUAUUCGAGAGUACGACCUCCAAGCUAGCUCCAACGUCUAUUCGAUCGGUCAGAUCAUCGCUAUUGUCGUCUCGCUCGCUACUUUGAUUCGAGCUAUCUGGAGUUUCCAGAGCCUCUAUAUCGAUUCCCAGGACAAGUCAUUUCCCGAUUUGGUCUUUGAGUUGCUUACCUGGCCCCCAUGGAGUUGUUGCUUGGACUCAAACAAAGACAAAACCGGCGAAGAUACGGCCGCGACCUCCCCGAACCAAAAUGAUUUAGAGCCUAGAAAGGGGUCAGAUGAUGAUGAUAGAAGUAAUGGCUCAGGAGUGAAUAAAACUCCGCAACAUCGAGCACAGCCUUCACUCUCCAGAUGUGAAGCGGCUGGUCAACCUGAACAAUACUUUCAGCCCUACCCUGAACUAUCUCACCAUGGUAACAGCAGACCAUCCUCGGAUAGCACCAACUUGUCAAAGUCGCAGCCAUAUUCGCCCCUAGAACAAGACGGUCGAGCACAGCGCCCUCAACCAGAUCAAUUAGAGUCUCAGCCACGACGAAGCUACUCUCACAAGCCAGCAUUCCGACUCAAAUUCCGCCAGCCGUUCCAUCUGGAUGCUGUGAAGCAGCUGUUCUUCCCUGCAUUCACCCAAUAUCUGGAAGAGCGAAAAGAGGAAAAGGCUGCAGCUCCGAGAAACGAGAAUUCAGUCGAGGUCCCAUUCGAGCCCCCGGCAUUCGACCAGCACCCAGCCUACACGUGGCCUGGACAUUCUCAGGGAAAUGCCGCCAAGGAAAAAGCCCCAGUACCACUUUCAGUCGAAGAAAGACCGCAUCUAGCAGAAACUUUGGGGUCCGCCGAUAGCGAACUCCGCGUUCUGACUAGCGGCAAGCCCUCCGAUUCGAUUAGCGGCAAUAUGAACCCGGGGACAGACAGCAGCGACGUGACGGAUCAGCCAGGAAAAGACCAAGCACUCGAAGGGUUACAGCCAAAACCUGCUACACGGCAAGACAUGGGCUCAUCAUCGAUCCUAGCUCGUCCCGGGCCAGAAGAGGACCAGCCAAUCGGCACUCGGAAGUCAGAAGAACGACAACUUGCAGCUCUUCGCUUCCCAAUACAGACACCAGAGGAGGAACUACUAGAAUUCUCGAAGGCUGAUGCGGCUACAAAAUCUUUAGAACCAGUAAUCAGUUACCAAGGACUUGAUGAGCGCCAAGGUGUACAAUAUGGUGUGCCGCAAAAUGAUGGCUCUGCACACACAGAGGAGAAAAGUCCACUGCCACUCUCGAUAUUUGGUCCAUGGCGAGACUCUACUGAUCCGAUUCCUUCGACUUCGAAUUUCACCGAUGUAGACCUUGAGUCGAAGAUAGAGAACCCUGGUAUCGCAGACCAGUCAGAAGGUGGCAAAGGACCGCAGGAACCGGAGGCUCGGUCUGAGACAGGUCGCGCAUCAAUCAGAAGUGUUGAUCCGAUCGACACGGAAUCAGACACGGAAGACCAAAAGACGGAAGACCAUUCCACAACCGCUCUAGAUUCUGGGGGGUCGGAGCUUGAUUCAGCGCAUCUCUCACCCAUUGUAACAGAGGAAGACCUACCGGAACGGUCGAAACGACAUCAAUUGGCACGUCAACGGGAUCGUAUCCCAAGUGAUCUACGAGUAAACUCCCCCAGAGAAGUUUCAACCGACGACCUCAAGCGCGAUCCUCACACUGCUCACAGUCUAUUCACCGCGGAAUUUCGGAAACGUCGUCUAAAAAAACAGGAAGAAUCUGGUAAGCCUGGUCCCCGAUCCGGAUGUCCAGGCAACAUGGGGAAGUGUGAACAGAGCGAGACCGUCUGGGAAAACUAUUCCUCGUUUCUCCAUCACUGCCACACGCAUCAAGGACAAAUAGGGCAGUUUGAUACUGGAAAGUGCUACGAAUGUGCGAAGUCUAGCACGUCUUCAAAUCCCGGUCCGCGUUUUGUUCGUUCAACAGAACUCGCCAGGCACAUCUGGGACGAGCAUCUGCACAAGAUCGACCGCGGUCCGUUAUCGCCAUCACUAGCGGAAGCAGAGCAAGGCAAAGGGAAAUCGGCGGAGGCUUCGGAACUUGAACGCAGCGAGCGUAUCGAUAAUGUAACUGUCGAUCCGGUGACUACAAUUUGCACAUGGUGA
Messenger RNA from Alternaria ethzedia, 3177 nucleotides. RefSeq lists its product as uncharacterized. The transcript has 2 exons. The record is from RefSeq and is a predicted model, not a curated record. Lineage: Eukaryota; Fungi; Ascomycota; Dothideomycetes; Pleosporales; Pleosporaceae. Bases 1 to 3177 code for a protein of 1058 amino acids.